Messenger RNA from Fusarium tjaetaba, 351 nucleotides. RefSeq lists its product as uncharacterized. NCBI's taxonomy places the organism in Eukaryota, Fungi, Ascomycota, Sordariomycetes, Hypocreales, Nectriaceae. The transcript has a single exon. The coding region runs from base 1 to 351 and encodes 116 amino acids. The record is from RefSeq and is a predicted model, not a curated record.
AUGUCUCGCCAGGAAUUAUCUUAUCUCGACAUUGUGCCUCAGUGGCAAACAUCAGUUCAGCCCCAACGAGGAACAGGUGUCAGGGGAUCUCCGAAUAGCACAAGUACCAUCGAGGCCAUGCACGAGUCUGAUUCUGACAGCGACGACGGAAAUGGUGCUUCUGGCACUGGGAGAAAGGCUACGGUCCCCGCGAAGCGACGACAAGCACUUGAGGACACGCGUAUUACUCGGGAAGAGAUGAAGAAGCUCGAGAGCCGGCUCAACAGAACCACUGUUCUAUGCACAUCACUUUUCUGUAUCAACAUUGCGAUCUCGGGAGUCAUGUUUGUGAAUUUCAUGAGAAAGGAUUGA